AUGGUGCGGUCUUGCUCGGGCCUGCUCCGCUCCCAAUCUGCUACGCUGUUUGAACAGGCUGUGAGGGUUCACCGUGAAGGAGGUCAGUGUCCGGAGAACAUAUAUGGUGGACGUCAAACUUUUCAACUGGAACCACAGCUGGUGGACACAAAUCUUCCUCAAUACAUGAUGCUUCAACCUGAUCUUGAAGCUGAGAUUAAAAAUCAUAAAUUUCCUGGAGACCCUAAAGAUCGUAUUCGUAUGGUUCAGGCAGUGAACUCUGACUAUAUAAAUUCGGGAUAUGACAAAGGGCACCUGAAUCCAUGUGCCGACCACCCACCUGGAGAAGGGCAGACAGCCACUUUCACUUUCACCAAUGUGGCUCCAAUGGCAUUGUCACUGAAUAGAGUAGCUUGGAGAAUCAAUGAGAUGAACGUGAGGAAUAUUGCUCCCCAAUGCAAGAUCAUGUAUGUCAUCACAGGAGUGAUACCUGGAGACGAUUGGAUUAUUGUUAAAAAACAGAAAAGAAUUAACAUUCCCAGCUACAUUUGGAGUGCAUUUUGCUGCUUAGACAACAAUGAUAAACCAUUCAAAGCACAGGGUUUCAUGGCAAAAAAUGAAAAUAAUUUGAAGGUCAAUCCACACUCUAUUUCUGAUCUGCAAAGUAUACUUGUUGCACAAUAUAAAAUACAAAAUAUUAUCUUGUUCCAGAACAACUGCAAAUAA
Molecule: messenger RNA, 705 nt
Organism: Bombina bombina (fire-bellied toad)
Lineage: Eukaryota; Metazoa; Chordata; Amphibia; Anura; Bombinatoridae
Product: endonuclease domain-containing 1 protein-like
Exons: 3
Coding region: 1-705 (234 amino acids)
Molecular function (GO): nucleic acid binding; metal ion binding; hydrolase activity
Source: RefSeq, a predicted model, not a curated record